GAGAGAGAGAGAGAGAGAGAGACACAGGGAAGUGGUACACAGUAGCGUACAGUAUCGCUGUACUUCGGACGUAUGCGCUCUGCCAAUGAAUAACGACACACUUGUUUCUUCCUGGAGAAUGUAGGAGGGUGCGUUCACGCACACGAGGAACUACCCGAACCGAAACCGACGUCUACGUCUGGAACGGGAACAGGUCACCCAAUUAGAAAGAAGCACUCUGACAGGAUGGAACCACAGGAGGGGGAGGAGUCUCCUCUAAACGGAGGUCAGUCAGAUAGCCGUCUAAAGAGCAAGAAGCCGCCCAGCCUUGUCAUAGCCAUCCCUCCACCUGAGGAGAUGAUGGCCCACAAUCCUGCAAAACAGCCACUGCGGUCGUCCCUGAAAAAAAGCGUCAGCGGUCAAGCACCCGUUUCUGUGUCCGAGAGCAUCGGUGGAGCCAGAGAUGGAGCAGGAGAUGGAGGCUUCUCAUUCAGAGACAGGAGGGCAAAGUUUGGAAGACAAGCGUCGCUCUCGCAAAGCAUCCGCAGGAACACAGCGCAGUGGUUCGGGGUGGGGGAGGACUGUGAGACCAAGCAGCAGGUAUGGCACAGGAAGAGCCUGCGCCACUGCAGCCAGCGCUACGGCAAGCUGAAGGCCCAGUACAGAGAGCCAGACACGGCCACCAGCAUGGACCAGGGCCUGGACUCACCAGCAGCACACAGGAUGCCCAAGAUUGUGGAUCCCCUGGCCCGGGGGCGAGCCUUCCGUUGCCCAGAUGAGGUGGACAUGCGCUCCCCCAGGACGCCACACACCACUGACGGGGGGCCCGUCACCCCGGGCGUCACCUCGCUCAGCUCCUUCACCAGCCAACGCUCCGGGUACAGCCGCUUCCCCCGGCGCAAGAGGGAGUCUGUCGCCCGCAUGAGCAUCCGAGCGGCAUCCAACCUGCUGAAGGGUCGCAGCGGCUUGGCAGGGUCCCAGACAGGUCGCAGUUUCCCCAAGAGGAGCUUUGCCAGGCCCAGCUGGAUGGACGAGGACACCGUGGACUCAGCGGACACGUCCAAGUCGCUCUUCUUCAGCAAGGUUGAUGCCCAUGAUGAGAUGUACUCUAUGGCUGAUGACGUUUUUGAAUCGCCUCCCAUGUCUGCAGCUUUCGCUCCCUGCGAGCAGCCGGACCAGAAGUUCCCAAGCCUUAAGGACGUAUCUCGAACGCCACGGACACCAACAGUGGGCCCUGAAAAGAGCAAUCCUCGUCGGGGUGGUCGCAUCGCCUCCCAAGUCAAGCACUUUGCAUUCGACAAACGCAAGCGCCAGUACGGCAUGGGCGUUGUGGGGAAGUGGCUGAACCGGCACUACAGACGCAGCCUCAGCAGCAACAUCCAGAAGAAGCUGGACAACUUCCACAGCCACAGGCCCUACUUUGCCUACUGGAUCACGUUUGUUCAUGUCGUAAUCACUCUGCUGGCCUGUUGCACGUACGGUUUUGCCCCCGUGGGGUUCGCACAACAUUCUAUGUCUGAACUGGUGCUGAAGAACAAAGGUAUUUAUGAGAGUGUCAAGUUCAUCCAACAGGAGAACUUCUGGAUUGGUCCUAGCUCGGAUGACUUAAUCCAUCUGGGGGCCAAGUUCUCACCGUGCAUCCGUAAGGACACACAGAUAGUCAGUCUGAUCCAGAGGGCCAAAGACCUGGAGAGAGGGUCCGGCUGCUGCGUUCAGAAUGACAACUCCGGAUGUGUGCAGACCCACAGCUCCGACUGCUCCGAGACGCUGGCCACCUUUAUUAAAUGGAAGAAUGAGUCCGUGGACAUCAUCAGGUCCUCUGGUUCUGUCUGUCACCAGGAUCCCCGAGUGUGUGAAGAGCCUGCCUCUGCAGAGCCUCAUAUAUGGAAUGAUGACAUCACCCAGUGGCCGGUGUGUACCUUUCCCAAGAAGUGGAACCACACAGGCUACAGACACAUGGACUGUAACAUCAAGGGACGACCUUGCUGCAUAGGAACUAAGGGCAGAUGUGAGAUCACGACCAGAGAGUACUGCUCUUUCAUGCAUGGUUACUUCCACGAGGAGGCCACACUCUGCUCACAGAUCCACUGUCUGGAUGAUGUGUGCGGCUUGCUGCCCUUCCUCAACCCCGAUGUUCCUGAUCAGUUCUACCGUCUCUGGCUCUCUCUCUUCCUCCAUGCUGGGUUGUUGCACUGCUUGGUGUCGGUGGUGUUCCAGAUGACCAUACUGAGAGACCUGGAGAAGCUGGCUGGUUGGGUCCGCAUCUCCAUCAUCUAUGUCCUCAGUGGUAUCACUGGAAACCUGGCGUCCGCCCUGUUCCUGCCCUACAGAGCUGAGGUGGGUCCAGCAGGGUCUCAGUUCGGACUCCUCGCCUGCCUGUUUGUCGAGCUGUUUCAAGGUUGGCAGAUACUGGAGAAGCCGUGGAAGGCCUUCCUCAAGCUGGUGUGCAUCGUCCUCUUCCUCUUCCUGUGCGGCCUCCUGCCGUGGAUCGACAACAUCGCCCACAUCUUCGGCUUCCUCAGCGGCUUGCUGCUCUCCUUCGCCUUCCUGCCCUACAUCACCUUCGGGACCUUCGACAAGUACCGCAAGCGCAUCCUCAUCGCCGUCUCCAUGGUGACCUACAUCGGGCUGUUCUCCUCGCUCAUCGUUUGGUUCUACAUUUACCCGAUUAACUGGCACUGGCUGGAGCAUCUCACCUGCCUGCCCUUCACAAACAAGUUCUGUGAGCGGUACGACAUAGACCAUGACAUUAACGAUGUGGUGCACUGAUCUCUGGGCUACUGAUGAUGUAACUCUGAAACUGAUCCACUAUCUUCUGGCCAAUGGCCGGGUCAGCUGUUUCCAGGUCAACUUCAGCGGCCUUUUAAGAACGAGUCAAACAUGUUUUUUUAUUAUUCGCUCAUCAAAGGAACUGAUCAAAGUCCAUGUGAAGGGAAUUGAAUAACUCUCUAUUUGUCAGCUUUCACCUCCCUGUACUUUUUAGUCCUCAGUCAAGUCUGGCGCUAGCUAGCAUGUUAUUGUGCUAAUGGGCUAGUAAUCGGAGGACACAGAAAGAUACUCAGGACAUCAAAACUCCUGGGAGCUGGGUUGGACAUAAAGAAAAAGAUCUACAGAGCGAGAGACUGUCUGAGUCCUUCAGCUCAGAGUCAGAUGAAUCUAAAGAAGCCAAAUGAAUCACCUCGGGCUUACAGUGACGUUUCCCUUUAUCCCUACGGACGACAAGCAGCUGAGAUGAAGAGGAGGCCUGAUGUGAUGGUGGGUCAUCAGGUCUCUUGUGGCCCAGUGAACUGAGACACAUCAGAUGCCGCCUGCCGUUUAAUUCAUAAUGCCAGUCACACUGGGUUUAACACUACAAACGCUGCCAUUCUGUCCGGCUCCUUCUUUAUGUUUUAACAGUCGUGGGUGUCGAGGCAUGUCGAUAUUGUUUGGAGCAGUGAAAUGUUGUGCUAAAGGUGUUCCAAGUAUUAACUGUGCAGCUGGAAGAGUUCACGUGAAAUGUCAGUGGUCAGCUAAGGUAAGAUUUCUAUCUGAAAACCACUUGUUGCCUUAAACAGACUAUGCCAUUUUUUUCAAAGAUGCCUCAUUUUGCUUUUGCAUACCACUCGUGAUCACCUCGCAGAAUGCUGAUGAACACAUCACGAAAGCAACUACGUGUGCUGCAUAUAUAUGCAUGUUGUUCACCCCAACCACCCUGUUUUUUUAUGCACGUCACUGCUACGAACUCAAAGUCCUCAGUCAAGCUUAAAUUAUGAAGUCUCAUAUUUGGUCAUAUUUGUCCGCUACCACAGUGGUGCCUAAACCGUUUUUUGUAGAUUUACUCAGAAAACAAUCUUGACAAAAUGAUUUUUUUUCCAAGAGCGAUAAUCUAAACCGGCAUUUUUGUUAUAUCAAAGUAUGUUUUGUACUGUAUUUGUUUGUCUCUGUGAACCAAACAGUCAUAGAAUCACAAGAUGUCAUUUACGUUCCACCGGAGCCUUAAUGUGUUUGUGAAAUAUACCGGAAGAGGCGUUCUGUUUACCAUUCACCGUUGACAAAAACAAUGGAGGAACGUCCCCUAGGUAUUCACUGUGUGUCACACAUUUCUGUUUGUCUUGACAUUAGCAGCUGAGUGACCCACAAGUCAUUGCACCUGAGGUGAAAGAUAUCUCCAGUCUUUUGUCUCUGAUCUAGUUUGUUGUUGUCUGUGAUUGUGGCAUGUCUUGACCCCAGCUGAUAGGAAAGCCACCGUGAAGCCUGUUGUGUGGAGGAUUAUGCGAGUUACUAAGUGAGUUAGGAGAUUACGUCAGGUUGUCAGUGGGGCUGACUCACUGAUAAUCUGCUGUUGUUGAGAAAAUGAGCUGUCACACGCAAUCUGUUUUUCAAACAUACUGUAACGUCAGUGUGAGCUCUUUUUAGGAAACCUCUUCACUGUGCCUUCUGACAUGUGAGUGUUUUGAUCUGAACCCACAACAACCCACGUCUUCAGUCAGGACCGUAUGCUGCAGAUUCACUGCUGUGUGUUUGCUUUGGGACCAAAUACUUUCACUUUUUUUCUAUUUAUUGGAAUAAAAAGGGAAUGUUUCAAAUAAAUUUCAGGUCGAGGUA
Molecule: messenger RNA, 4563 nt
Organism: Anoplopoma fimbria (sablefish)
Lineage: Eukaryota; Metazoa; Chordata; Actinopteri; Perciformes; Anoplopomatidae
Product: inactive rhomboid protein 2-like
Exons: 19
Coding region: 226-2748 (840 amino acids)
Biological process (GO): regulation of protein secretion; regulation of epidermal growth factor receptor signaling pathway
Cellular component (GO): endoplasmic reticulum membrane
Molecular function (GO): serine-type endopeptidase activity
Source: RefSeq, a predicted model, not a curated record